Ananas comosus (pineapple) is the source of this 1660-nucleotide messenger RNA. RefSeq lists its product as uncharacterized. The transcript has 8 exons. Lineage: Eukaryota; Viridiplantae; Streptophyta; Magnoliopsida; Poales; Bromeliaceae. Bases 106 to 1050 code for a protein of 314 amino acids. The record is from RefSeq and is a predicted model, not a curated record.
AUAAAACCCCGCCCCUGGUCGCCGCGGGAGCGCCUUCGCCCAAAUCCUUCGCCCCGCGAGCGGCGUCGUCGUGAGCUCGCAUACGAGCUUCGGCUUCGCCCUUUAAUGGCGAACGCGACGAGCUCGAGGGGUCGAUCGGCUUCUUUGCGCCUGGAGAAUCCCUUCUCCCUUAAGGUCGGCCAUGUUUUUACCGGGUUCGGCGUCGGAUGCGGCGUCGGCAUCGGCGUCGGGCGCCCGAUCUAUUUCGGAGCAAUACCUAUGCUACAGCAAGUUUUGAGUGCCACAAGAGGUGCAACAGAUGCUUUUUCUGGGAUUGGAAGACAUGUUAAUGGCUCUCUAAGAAAGUUGGGACUGAAGAACAUUGAAGCUGGUGUUGGAUGUGGGAUUGGCAUCGGCCAUGGUUUUGGAGUAGGAAUUGCUUUGAAACCUGGAGUGAUUCAUGGGUUGCAAUCUUCUCUCACAGAAGCCAUGGGUAAAGUAAUGAUGAAUCUGGGAAAUGUGCCUGGCUUCUCUUCUGCACUGACCCAAAUUUCAGCUUCCAUGUCGAACGGUAUAAGUCCACUUGGUGUUGGCGGGCCUUCUAUUAAUAGUAUGCAAUCCUCAAGCAGUCCCAUUGUGGAAUCGGAAUCUAAAACUGCAAGAAGCACCGUUGAGAACAAAUCAAGUCUUCAGGGUUCCCUUCAAGAACCAACUUCUAAAAAUUAUGAGCAAAAAGGGAUUACAUCAGAGAAGCCCAUUGGAACUCGCACUGAGAAAGUUAUUGACAAUUUUUUGCAGAAUCCCCUUUUCCAAACUGAUUCGGAGAAAGAACUCAGUGAUGUGGGUGGAAAUGUACGAGCCAUGAAUAAUGUGCUUCAAAUGUUAUUGAAACAUCAACAAGUCAUUGAGGAACUGAUGGAGGAGAAUCAGAAGCUGCACAGGGUUCUCAUUGAAGACCUUAAAAUUCCACCUAGUAAACUUAGAACAAUCCAGGAGAGCAAAAAUAGGGCUUAUUACCCGUGUUCUGAAUGUUUUGAAUGUCGGAGGAGGAAUAGAAAAGCAGCAAGAUGACUCGGGCCUAAUUGUACUCCAUCUCAAUGGUGACAUCUUAUCAAUUUUCCAGUUUUAUUGUACUGAUCUAUGGCAAGAUGAUGGUCCAAAGAGUUAUACUCGAUGUAUGGUUCAAAGAGUUAUCUCCGCAAGGUGGCAAAUCAAUUUUGGAGAAGAGCUAGUCUCUUAUUUGCGUGUGGGAGAUCCCUUACAAAGCCUGGAGCAAAGCUUUCUAAGCUUUUCCAAGUUUUUAGAUAAAGCAGUGCUGCCUCUGACGGAAGAACAUCUGCUGAUAUGCUUUGCACCUUUGGCAACCAGAUGUUUAUGAUUCCACUAUUACAAGAUUAAAUUUUCAAUUAUUGUUUUGUGUCUUCUUUUUUUUUCCCUUUGUUUUUUCUUAGACAUUUUAUGCAUGUAACUAUUCUCAGCUUGGGUGGCGUACGUGAUAAUUUCAAGGGUGGCGUACAUGAUAAUUUUGAAACUCUCUACUUGCAUUCCUAAUACUUUGCUUAUAGUUUUCUUUUGUAUCAUUAGCAAUUGCGGUUUGUGAUGUGAAAAUGUAAUAAACAUGCUACCCAGGCUAUGGGAUACUUUAAAAUGGAUACUUAAACUCGUGUACUUUUGAUUUCAA